CACCAGUUUCCUCCACGCAGCGGUCCCCGUCACCUCACCUUUGAUCUCGGCAGCCCGGCCCGCUGCUCGCCAGCUGGGAGCGCGGCGGAGCCCUGUGUUGGGCGCGAGCCCGGCGGGGCCGCAAGCUCCGCCCUGCUCUGCUCCGCCCCGCCCCUCCUGGGCUCGCGGGGAAGGCCUCCGCAGGGGAUAUGUCGUAGCCCACUCAGCGAAGGUAGGAGAAGUUUAAAGGCUGCGGGGCUGCCAGAGAAAGAAAUGUCAUCAGUGGGAUCACACGAGGAACAAUUGUCCCAGUCAGAUCCAUCCCCGUCACCAAACUCAUGUAGUUCCUUUGAGCUAAUAGACAUGGAUGCUGGCAGUUUGUACGAACCCGUUUCUCCUCAUUGGUUUUAUUGUAAGAUAAUAGAUUCUAAGGAGACAUGGAUUCCUUUCAACUCUCAGGAUUCACAGCAGCUGGAAGAGGCAUACGGCUCUGGAAAAGACUGUGAUAGGACAGUUGUGCCCACUGAUGGGGGCAGAUACGAUGUUCAUUUGGGGGAGAGGAUGCGGUACGCCGUGUACUGGGAUGAGCUAGCAUCGGAAGUGAGGCGCUGUACCUGGUUUUACAAGGGAGACAAAGAUAAUAAGUAUGUUCCGUACUCGGAGAGCUUCAGCCAAGUGUUAGAGGAAACUUACAUGCUUGCUGUAACUCUGGAUGAAUGGAAAAAGAAACUGGAGUCUCCCAACAGAGAAGUUAUUAUAUUGCACAAUCCAAAGCUUAUGGUACAUUACCAGCCACUCGCAGGGUCUGAUGAAUGGGGUUCAACACCCACUGAGCAGGGCCGACCUCGAACAGUGAAGAGAGGGGUUGAGAACAUCUCUGUUGACAUUCAUUGUGGGGAACCUUUACAGAUAGAUCACUUGGUUUUUGUAGUCCAUGGGAUCGGACCAGCCUGUGAUCUCCGCUUUCGAAGCAUUGUACAGUGUGUUAAUGAUUUUCGCAGCGUUUCUUUGAACCUGCUACAGACGCAUUUUAAGAAAGCCCAAGAAAAUCAGCAGAUUGGGAGGGUAGAAUUCCUCCCAGUCAACUGGCACAGUCCUUUGCAUUCCACUGGUGUGGAUGUAGAUCUGCAGCGAAUAACUCUGCCCAGCAUUAACCGCCUAAGGCAUUUCACCAAUGAUACAAUUCUGGAUGUCUUCUUCUACAACAGCCCCACCUACUGUCAGACUAUUGUGGACACAGUUGCUUCUGAAAUGAACCGAUUAUAUGUACUUUUUCUGCAGAGGAACCCUAAUUUCAAAGGGGGCGUAUCCAUCGCUGGUCAUAGUUUAGGUUCACUUAUAUUGUUCGAUAUCCUAACGAAUCAGAAAGAUUCUUUGGGGGAUGUUGACAGUAAAAAGGAUUUGCCAAGUAUUUUCAUGGAUCAAGGAGACAUACCAACACUGGAGGAAGAUUUGAAGAAACUUCAGCUCUCUGAAUUCUUUAGUAUCUUUGAGAAGGAGAAAGUAGAUAAGGAAGCUCUGGCUUUAUGUACAGACAAAGAUCUUCAGGAAAUGGGAAUUCCCUUAGGACCAAGAAAGAAGAUACUAAACUACUUAAGGACCAGAAAAAAUUCAAUGGGUAUUAAUAGACCAACCCCGCAAUCACCUGCAGGGGCGAAUAUGUCUAACAUCCCCAGAGAAUCGGAGCUCUGCAGUAGUACGAAUGGUACUGGAAAUGAUGAGCAUCUGGAUGUGGGCAUUGGGCAGGUGCCUGUAAAAUACCCCCGACUCAUCUAUAAACCAGAAAUAUUCUUUGCCUUUGGAUCUCCCAUUGGAAUGUUCCUUACUGUCCGAGGCCUAAAAAGAAUUGACCCCAACUACAAAUUUCCAACAUGCAAAGGUUUCUUCAAUAUUUAUCACCCUUUUGAUCCUGUGGCCUAUAGGAUUGAACCAAUGGUGGUCCCAGGAGUAGAAUUUGAGCCUAUGCUGAUCCCGCAUCAUAAAGGCAGGAAGCGGAUGCACUUAGAACUGAGAGAGGGCUUGACCAGGAUGAGCAUGGACCUUAAGAACAACUUGCUAGGUUCGCUGCGGAUGGCCUGGAAGUCUUUUACCAGAGCUCCAUACCCUGCCUUACAAGCUUCAGAAACUGCAGAAGAAACUGAAGCAGAACCUGAAUCAAGUUCAGAGAAGCCUAGUGAUGUUAGCACAGAAGAGAACCUUGUGGCAGUUAAACAAGAAGCCCCCCCCAUCCAUGUGGGAAUGCUGAAUGGAGGCCAGCGCAUUGACUAUGUGCUACAGGAGAAGCCCAUUGAAAGUUUUAAUGAAUAUUUAUUUGCUUUACAAAGUCAUCUAUGCUACUGGGAGUCUGAAGAUACAGUAUUGCUGGUCCUCAAAGAAAUCUACCAAACCCAGGGUAUCUUCCUUGAUCAGCCUUUACAGUAAAAUGAACCACCUAUGGCUGCUUAAUGUAAGUUUUUAAAUGUCAUGUAUGCAGCAUGGUU
Molecule: messenger RNA, 2459 nt
Organism: Physeter macrocephalus (sperm whale)
Lineage: Eukaryota; Metazoa; Chordata; Mammalia; Artiodactyla; Physeteridae
Gene: DDHD2
Product: DDHD domain containing 2
Exons: 17
Coding region: 253-2400 (715 amino acids)
Cellular component (GO): COPII-coated ER to Golgi transport vesicle; cytoplasm
Molecular function (GO): metal ion binding; triacylglycerol lipase activity; protein binding
Source: RefSeq, a predicted model, not a curated record